This is a messenger RNA of Xiphias gladius (swordfish), 6310 nucleotides long. RefSeq names its product immunoglobulin superfamily, member 9a (gene igsf9a). Lineage: Eukaryota; Metazoa; Chordata; Actinopteri; Istiophoriformes; Xiphiidae. The transcript has 21 exons. Gene Ontology annotation, molecular function: protein binding. The record is from RefSeq and is a predicted model, not a curated record. Gene Ontology annotation, biological process: cell-cell adhesion. The coding region runs from base 318 to 5108 and encodes 1596 amino acids.
GGAGCUCAGCGUGGGCGCAACAAAUUGCGUCGAUCCUUCACUGUCACCUGCAGGUGAAGGGAACACCUGUCGCCGGCGGGAUUCAGGGAGAAAACGCUCGUACUCCGGGUAGUUUGCAUCGCCACAAAGGAACGAGGCCCUGCUUUUGGUUUGACGGUCAGUGACCCGGGCUCCACGCGGAGCCAAGUCAGGCACAAGACGGACUAAACCAGGACCAUGCGACGGAUGUGUUCUUAAAAAAGGAAAGCCACCGGCGGCCGUCGGACACCGUCGUACGGGUAGGACUGAACAUGCUGCAGGUUGUAUGAGUGACAGAUAUGGGGCCAGUGAGAUCAUAUUUGCAGACUUUCACUGUGUUGGCAGCUUUUUGCCUAUUUUCAGUGUCUACUGAAGGUGUGAGGCCGGAGGUGCGUGGAAAGGUUGGAGGUGUGGUGGAGUUGGUGUGUAGUUUUCCUCCAUCAGACCCAGCUGCUGUGUCCUCUGCAUCUCUGCAUGUGGUAGAAUGGGUUCGACAGGGACUCGACAUCCCUGUCUUGAUCAAAUUUGGAUCCUACGUGCCUCGGGUCCAUCCACAAUAUGAGGGGCGGGUGUCUCUGGUACAUAUCACCACCCUGAGGCUGCAGGGCCUGCAACUGGAUGAUCAGGGCUUGUACGAGUGUCGAAUCCUCUUACUGGAUAAACCCACAGAUGAGCUGCGAAACAGCACCUGGACUCUGCUUUCUGUAACCGCUCCACCCACCUUCACCGAAGCCCCGCCACCCAUAGUGGAGGCUCUGGUCGGAAGUCACCUGUCGCUUGCCUGUGUUGCCGUUGGCAACCCUCCUCCGAGCAUUACCUGGUUAAAAGGUGGCAGUGUGCUUCAAAGAGUAAAUUAUCAGGAGGGAGCCUUAUCGCUGCGAGGAGUGAGCAUGCAGUCAGCAGGCCAGUACAGCUGCCACGCCUCCAACUCUGAGGGGAACGUGACUCGCGUGACAAAAGUGAAGAUCAAAGGUCCGCCCGUCAUUGUCAUCCCUCCCAAAAGCACCUCAGUCAACAUGUCCCAGAAUGCACUUCUUCAGUGCCAGGCAGUGGCCGACCCCCCCAACAUGACCUACGUGUGGCAGAAAGGCGGAGAAAACGUCUAUCACAUAGAGUCUUUGAAAACGCGAGUGAGGAUCAUGGUCGAUGGAACUCUGCUCAUCUCCAGUCUCGUCCCCGAAGAUUCUGGGUCCUACACCUGCAUGCCGACCAAUGGCCUGCUGACCCCACCCACCGCCUCUGCAAACCUCACAGUGCUGCACCCAGCCCUGGCUCUUCAAAUGCCUCAGGAAACGUACCUUCCCACAGGUAUGGACGGCGUGGUUACCUGCCCAGCGGCAGCUCAGCCUCCGCUGCUCCGUGUGGAUUGGACGAAGGACGGAGAACCACUUGACCUGUACUUGUAUCCAGGGUGGACCUUGACCCCAGAGGGCUCUUUGUUCAUGGCCACAGUCAAUGACGAUGCAGCAGGCGUGUACACGUGUACCCCCUACAACAGCUACGGCAGCAUGGGUUCCUCUGGGCCAACCAAUGUAAUUCUUCAGGACCCCCCAUCAUUCAGCGUCACUCCAGAGAAACAGUACAAACAGGAGGCUGGUAGGACCCUGCUCGUCCCCUGCCAAGGAAAUGAUGAUCCAACAAUUAAAGUCACCUGGAGCAAGGUCAACGUGGCACGUCGCAUCUCUUACUCCAUAGAACCCAACGGUUCCUUGCUGCUGCAGCCUCUCACUAAGGACCACCAGGGGGGGUGGGAGUGCAGUGUUGCUAACCGUGUAGCCUCGGUGAAGGCCAGCACACAAGUCUUUGUCCUGGGAACCAGUCCCCAUGCGGCUACCUCUCUGUCCGUCUCUCCAGGGGUGAAGCAGGCCAACAUAUCCUGGGAGGCAGGCUUUGAUGGAGGAUCAGCACAGACAUUUUCAGUUUGGGUGAAGAAGAUUUCAGCGAGUGAUAGUGAUGGGAAGCAGGACUGGUUCUCUGUGCCUGUGCCACUGUCCUCUGGCACCAGGCUACAGGUGACAGGCCUGUCUCCUGCCACCGGCUACCAUUUCAGCAUCAUGUCUCAAAAUAAAAUGGGAACGGGACCCUUUAGUGAGAUCACCACCACGCGUACCUUGGAUCCUCCACUGAGGAGAGGUAAACUAAAGUGUCCUGCCUCGCUGUCAGCUGAUCAGGGCACAGCAGGUGUUGUUCUGCGAUGGUCCCUUCCUGAAGCUCAGCACCCUCCGAUCACAGGCUUUGUUCUCCAAUCCCGCACCAAGCAAGGGGAGUGGUUUAAUUUGGUUGAGGACAUCAGUGCCAACACUAGUGAGAUAGUCGUUCCAGGUCUGCACAAGGACUGUGUGUACGAGCUGCGGCUGCUAUCUCGUUGCGGGGAGAUGCUGAGCGAGCCCAGUCCAUCAGUCAAUGUCUCCACCGUCGGGAUGGAGAUCUACCCCGGCACAUCCCGACUCCUGGAGUUUGUCCCAGAGCCAUUACUGGCUGGCGUGCUGGGCGGGGUUGGCUUCAUGUGCUUGGCACUGAUCUUGCUGCUGGGGUCCGCCUUUGUCAUCAGCCACAAGAGGGACCAGCGCCACAGAAAGAAGAAGGAUGAGCCCCCUCCAGCCAUCUAUAAAUGCUCCCCAUCAAUAAAGACUUCAGGCACCGGCAGUCCAGACAGUGUGUUGAAGAAAAACUUACUUCCAGCCAGCACCCUCUAUCCCACCACUUCCUCUACUACCACCACCUCCUCCUCCUCGCAGACAGACUGUUCCUCCUUUAGCACUGAGAAUCAUCGUCGGCGGAAGCAUCCUCCGUCCAACUACAGCAGGGGCCGCCUUACUAAGACAACUUCUUCUCUGAUUUCUCCUUCAAUUGAGUUGAUAUCUAGAGGUCCAGAUGGUCGUUUUGUACUUCCACCAUAUGACAAUGAAACUUUUUCUGUUCAAAGCAGGAAAAGUGUAAGGUACGACCAAGUCCGAAGGUCUGUGUCACUGCACUCUGGAGGGGAAGACAGGAAAGAGCUACCUUUUGUUCUCUCUGUUGAUCUCCCACCUUGCAAACCAGUGGAGGCUAAUUCCACAAGCCAAAUCUGUGGCAUAGUCCAGCACCUGCCCCAUCAGAAUCCUUAUGUCUUGGAUCAGAAGGCAAGCUAUGAUGACUUUCCCAACCUUAGCUGUUUGGCCACAGGUCAUCGAGACCGGGAACUAAUUCCCACAUUUCCAGUGCUCCCACAUAUUCGAUCUGGCCUAGGUCAGCGGUCUACGACUGCCAGCACCCUGGUGCUCCAAAUGGAGCAUGAGCGGGAGAGAGCGAACCUGAGUCGCUGCUUGAAACUGGCUCAGGAGAGGGAGGAGCUGGAGAGGGAGCUCCAGAAUUACACACUGGAAAGAGGCUCUAUGAGAGAAAUGAAGAGGGAGCAGCCAGACUUGGACAGAAGAGAUGCUGGUGACAAUGAGUUUGUCUUCGAAUAUAAGAGCAGUACCUUGCCGCAGAGCUACCUCCAAGGGACCAAGAAGAGCUUUGGUCUGUCCCCAAGCCCUUACGCUUCAUCCUCUGUCCACUGGGAUGCCCGUCCUCCUGUCUCUCCUCCAACUCUGACCCCAGCCAAGACUUGUUUCAGUGCAUCUUCACCUGUGAGUCUCUCUUUUUUUAAGUCUGGCAACCAUCAUCUUGCUCCAUCCUUCACCAAACACAACCCCCUCCGAUUUGAGGAGGCAGGCAGUUUUUCCAAAGACAGAUUAACUAUCCCACAUUUCUCCUCAAAGCACCAGGAACAUGAAAGGGUAGAGGCAUCACCAGAGGGCUAUGAUAAUUCACCACAUUCCACAGUCUUAGAAAUGCAAACAAAUGAUUCAGGGUCUGAUGCACGUAGACAGAACAGUCUGAGUCAUGGCAGCCUUUCAACGUUGUCUUUCCAUAGCAAUAAAUUUACCAAAAGUUCUAAUUCGGCUCUUGAUGCAGUGCCAGACUCUUUAAAAGGAGAGGCAUCAUUCUCCAGGUCCACUGAUGAGGAUGUGUGUGUUGAGAUGAGUGUGGAUGAGCCAGAGUUGGAGAUGUGUGUGAUGUGGCCUAAAAAGCCAAUGCUUCACCACAAAAACGCCCCUCAUGUGCAACAAGGGUGCUCGCUGACUCGCAGAGAAUGGUAUGAAGACAUGACAUGCCCUAGACCUGCUUCUGUGGACCAUAUUAUCAGGGUCCCAGCAUCUCCACAACCUUCAGAACCAGAACUCUGGAGAGCUGUGACUAAAGGCUCUAAAUUCUGGGACUCUAAGCAGCGAAGUCAGAGCCUAGACUUGAGGCGACAGAGAGAGAGCAAUUUCCCAACCCCUGAUGUGUGGAUAGACUCACUCAGCCAAGAGAACAGCUCUGUUGCAUCUUCCUGUCAGCCAGACACACUGUUCUGGGAACCCCAGAGCUUUCCUACCAGGAAGAUCGCCAAGUCUCCUGCAAAUUCUCCUUCUGCUACCCAAGCUGCCUCCCAUUUACCUCCUGCUGUGGACUCUUUAUCCGCAAAGAGCAGUCCAGAGAUGUCCAAACCAAAUCCUGAUGUGCCUUGCCACUACAAGUCAAGAAGAGAGGUGUCAGUCUUUCCAAAUGCUGCCACAUGGCGAAAUACCUACCAUCAGGAGGCCAUGAAAGAGGCAGAAGGUUACUCUGAGGCCAUGAAGGAAGCUUGCAGAUUCUUAUCCCCAGACAACAGUGAUCAAGAGGUAGUGGAAGCAAAACGCCAAGAUGGAGUGCUAGAGUCUGGGAGCAGCUACAGCAGUUAUGCUAGCAGCGGCCGAGGCAGCAUGGAGCCUGCUAAUGGACGCCUGUCUUUGUGUCAACUUUCCCCAACCAUCACCAGCUCACCUGAGACUGUAGAAGAGAGCCAGGGGAGUACAGAGGACAAGCGCAGUCACCAAAUGGAACAAAGCCAAAGGAGAAAGGCCUCUGUUGAUGAGAAUUAUGAGUGGGAUGCUGCUGAUGCCUAUUCACAGCCUGGAGAUCGUGAUGUUGAUGAGGACAUGGGUAGGGAUGCAGCAGGUCACUGGACAAGGAUGUGGCAUCAACUGAUGAAGGGAAAUUGUAUUCAGUAUUUCUCAUCUUCAAAAAGAAGUCAAGAAAUGUGACUAUAUAAAACUUCUAAUAGGCUUUUGGAAUUAGCAGAUCUGCCCAUAAGUUGUGUACAGGAAAAUGUAAUUCAGCAACUCCCGUAUCAGCAUCAAUGUGCAAGCUAAAUUAUCCACAUCAACUGCCUUCCAAAUAGCCAAUGAGUAAUGACUUCCUCCUCAAGCAUCAUUUACCUGUAGGGCCUUGUGUAAAUGAUUCACAAGCCACCCUCCAACAGUUAGCAUCAAAUAUGUCCUCAUCUGCAAGGGGGAGUGGCAAUAUUAGCCCCUUUAUCACCAAAUAGUUCCAGGCACUAUGGGGCCACAGGAACUAAACUUGGAACUAAAAGUCCCAUUUUGAGCACUCCUGUUUGCGUUUCCGUCACAUCUGAAGCACCGUGAGGAUUAUUAAAAUUUGUCGAUUAAAUUAAAAUUGAUGGUGCCAUUACUUUAGCAUGACUCUAUGAUGUAUGAUAUCUGAUGUUUGAAUGGAUGUAAUGUAUGGGUGUAAAGGAGACAUGCAGAGGUGGAAAAGGAGACUGAAAACUCCAAUGUUUUUUGGUUAUUUAUGUAUCUGCUUUAGAAAACAUUGGAAAGAAAAAAUUCAAAGUUUUAUUUCUUCUUUACUCGCUACCUGUCUAGAUCGUGUCAUGCUCUGUUUAGACUACUCAGGAAGCCGACUUUUUUUUAAUGUUAUUAAAAACAUUACAAGAAAUGUCGACCUCUUAUCCUAAUAUUGCAACAAGUCCUCCAAAUAAAACAAAAAAAUAUGUUGUUUGUAACUGCCUUUUAAGUGGACACACACAAGCAUUUUCUGAUCUGACCUCUAUCGAAAGGAAGGCCUUCCAAAACCGUUACAAAUCUCUGAUGAAAAAUAGACCUAUUUUAUGAUGUGACAAGCCUGUAGUUCAGGGAAACAUCAUGGUUUGGGUUAAAACUUUCAUUGAGGUUAGGUCACCUUCAUUAUCAAGGUUACGAUGGAACGAUUGUGUUCAUUGUUGGGGAAAAAACAAAAACGUCAACUGUUCGAAACAGAAACCAAACAGCAAACCCCCUUGUUAAAGUCUGAUGUUUUUAUUGACUCAUCUGUCCACCUCGACCUCCUCCCUACGCAGACUUUGUCGCUGAAUGAUAACAAUACAAUAACGAUUGAACGUUUUGGGACACUUGCUGAAAUAAAGAAUUUUGUUUCUUUUUUGGGACAGUCUCAUUAUAGAUACUAG